GAUGUUGAAAGUAUCAUAGCGGUGCAUACGGUGUUUUGAAGUGAAGAAUUUGUAUUUCCUCCCGAAAGUAAUCUGAAUUUUCCGCAUAUUUCGUCCUUUGACAUGUAAUUAUUACUUUACACCUCAGCAACAGCUUUUCACCAGGAAUGCCACUGUAAAUUUUUACCAGUUUAGUCCUGUGUAGUUGGUCCUGAUGGGGGAAGCUGUGCGAGAAGACGAGCUUCGGCCGGUACCUAAAGAGAGAGCAAUCCUGGAGAGCUUCUUCACUCAACUUGGCAUGUUCUGGUUUGACCGGGCUAAGGACUAUGUGGAGAAGGAAAAGGAACAGAGUAGCAGGAGCUCUGCGCCAAUUUGGAGCUCUCUGCUUGCUGCCCUGGCACAUUUAUCUGCUGCAGAAAAAGCCUACCACAACAUGACCUUUCUCGGCCAAAAACUAGGUGGUCAGUCCUUCUUCAGCAGAAAAGACUCGAUUAGGACCAUUUACACAUCUCUGCACAAUGAACUGAAGAAGGUGGUGUCUAUGGGGCGUCUGUCUCCGGCUGACUCCACACCGUACUUGGAGGAGUUGCUCUCACAUUUAGCCCAGCAGCUGUGCCACUUCACCCAGGCCAGGAUGGAGCUGGCUGACCACUAUGAGAAGAUGCAUUCCCUCGGCAGUCAGAAAACAGUCAACUCGGAGGAGCUGGUGAGCACACUGGAGAGCAUCCUGCAAAAGUACAGUUCCAGAUUCCACCACCCGAUCCUGAGUCGUCUGGAGAGUGGCUUUCAGGUGGAGGUGGACGUCCUGGCACAGCUGCUACGCUGCCAGGCUCAGAUCUCCGAGUGGCAUUUCCUGCCCUCGCUUCUUAACCUGCACGGAGCCCACGCCAAGCUCCAAACCUGGGCUCAAGUCUUCGAUCGACAGCGCGAGACCCGCAAAAACUUGUUCGGUGGUCAAUCCCAGAAGGCGGUGCAGCCGCCACACCUGUACACCUGGCUGCAGAAGCUGCAGGGGGCGCUGCUGGCGAAGUUUACUUUCUAUUUCCAUGAAGCGCUGAGCCGACAGGCGCUGCCGUCCGAGAUGAAGUCUCUGACCGCUCGGACCUCGACAGACUACUUCGGAAAGAUCUGCACAUUUGUGCGCAAACACGACGCCAUCAACGUAUCACUUGUGUUCGACAAUCGCGGCUUGGAUAGCUUCCAGGGUCACGGCUAUCACCAUCCGCAGUCAUACCGUGAAGCGCCUAAAGGAGUGGACCAGUUUCCAGCUGUGGUGUCCGUGCCUGGUGGGGAACGGCCGUUAAACCACUGGCCCAACGUCAUCAUGAUCAUGAGCGAUCGCUGCAAUGAGCUUAACACCCUCGACAAAGUGUCGCACUUCUACGACGAAAAGGUCCAGAGCACGUACUUUCUGACCAGGCCUGAGCCGCACUUCACCCUGGUGGUGAUCUUUGAUGGAAAGAAAGCGGAGAAGGACUCGCAUGUUGUGGCCUUUCUGCAGGAGAUUUCCAGCUCUCUGAAGAACUCCAAACCCUUCAGCACGCUCAAACCAGGAUCCAAAGGCUAAAUCUGACCUCAUCUGACUCAAAGUGGACACAAACCUAUAUUAUAUAUACUGUAUAUAUAUAUACACUGAUGAGCCAUAACAAUAAAACCGCCUCCUUGUUUCUACACUCACUGUCCAUUUUAUGAGCUCCACUUACCAUAUAGAAGCACUUUGUAGUUUUACAAUUACUGACUGUAGUCCAUCUGUUUCUCUACAUACAUUUUUAGCCUGCUUUUACCCUGUUUUUUUAAUGGUCAGGACCACCACAGAGCAGGUAUUAUUUAGGUGGUGGAUGAUUCUCAGCACUGCAGUAACAAUGACAUGGUGGUGGUGUGUUAGUGUGUGUUGUGCUGGUAUGAGUGGUGCUGGAGUUUUUAAAUACCGUGUCCACUCACUGUCCACUCUAUUAGACACUCUUACCUAGUUGUUCCACCUUGUAGAUGUAAAGUCAGAGACGAUCGCUCAUCUAUUGCUGCUGUUUGAGUUGGUCAUCUUCUAGACCUUUAUCAGUGGUCACAGGACACUGCCCAUGAGGCGAUGUUGGCUGGAUAUUUUUGGUUUGUGGACUAUUCUCAGUCCAGUAGUGACAGUGAGGUGUUUAAAAACUCCAUCAGCAUUUCUGUGUCUUAUCCACUCAUACGAGCACAACACACACUAACACACCACCACCAUGUCAGUGUCACUGCAGUGCUGAGAAUCAUCCACCACCCAAAUAAUACCUGCUCUGUAGUGGUCAUGGGAGAGUCCUGACCAGUGAAGAAGAGCAUGAAAGGGGGUUAACAAAGCAUGUAGAGAAACAGACUACAGUCAGUAAUUGUAGAACUACAAA
This is a messenger RNA of Trichomycterus rosablanca, 2354 nucleotides long. RefSeq names its product KICSTOR subunit 2 (gene kics2). The record is from RefSeq and is a predicted model, not a curated record. Gene Ontology annotation, cellular component: KICSTOR complex. Gene Ontology annotation, biological process: negative regulation of TORC1 signaling; protein localization to lysosome; cellular response to amino acid starvation. Bases 194 to 1546 code for a protein of 450 amino acids. The transcript has 4 exons. NCBI's taxonomy places the organism in Eukaryota, Metazoa, Chordata, Actinopteri, Siluriformes, Trichomycteridae.